Kwoniella mangroviensis CBS 8507 is the source of this 2211-nucleotide messenger RNA. RefSeq lists its product as uncharacterized. The record is from RefSeq and is a predicted model, not a curated record. The transcript has 2 exons. Bases 1 to 2211 code for a protein of 736 amino acids. Lineage: Eukaryota; Fungi; Basidiomycota; Tremellomycetes; Tremellales; Cryptococcaceae.
AUGUCAGUCGCCGCUCUUCGUCCGACCCAUGAAGCAGGGUGGCAACCUGCUCCUUGCACCGUUUUCACUUCCCCCUUGAGCCAUACCUCUUUUGGUCCUAAUCCGACUUCUGGCUACAAUGAGUCCUACAUUCGACCUCACAGUGUCAGUGUCACAUCGGGUCAUCCAGACGACGACUGCAUCGCCAAUACCAACAGGAACAACAGAGUAUCAGGAGAUGGGUAUGAAGAGCGAUACGGUCAGGGAGCCAGUAUAUCUACCAAAAUUAAUGUAUUCAACAUCGAAAGAUACCUGAGGAAUCUGACCAAGAACAAUCCAGAUUCAUGGAAAGAUCCCACUAUCCGUGACCAAGUUUCUCAAGCUAUAUCUAUCGAUUUGGACUCUAAGGAACCUAUCUUGAAAACUCCUUCGUUUCAAGUUGAUUUACCAAGUGUAGAGUCAAAGAUUUAUCACGAUACCAGAUCGGAGACUGAAGCUAUGAUCAAAAGUUGUAUAAGGCAAUAUCAAAAGAGUAAAGAUACCAAACAUAUCAUGAGAGCUGAUGAAGUUUCAAGAAAAGAAAUAUCAACCAACAAAUCGUUAGUGGAAAAUUGGUUGAGGGGUGAAAAGGUGUUUGAUCAACCUGUUAAAACUCAAUUGAAUUUGAUGAAUAUGGAUAAAUUCCUGAAAAGACAUAAAGAUCUUUCGUCGGAUAGAUCUUAUAGAGAAAAAAUACAGGGAUUCUUACUUGGACAAGAAGCCAGUGUUGAGCUUUCUUAUGAAGACAGCGAACGGUUAUCGGAUGGAUCACAUUAUGAAAACAAGGUCGCUUCCGGUAUAUCGAAAGAUCAAGGUAAAGAUGGGGUCAGGGAGUGGCAAAGAGAGAAAAUGAGAGGGAUUGAUAAACUCACGAGGGAUUGGUAUAAGUCGUCUGGGAUCACUGACGAACAAUGGCAGAGUGAGUUGGAAAGUAUGGAGAAGGAUUUAAAGGCAAAAGGGAAACUUGGUGGUUCCUCAUCUGGAAUGACUGAUCAGUCAAGUCGAGGAAGUGGCGAUGGGGAAGGCGAUAAAACCAAAACAUCCUUGAGUAUACUUAACUUAGAUACGUUCCUGGAGAAUUAUUCUGAGCUAGCUAAGGAUGCUAGAAUUCAAGAAGCGGUGAAAAGGACUUUGAAAGGUGAACAGAUCCCGAUUUCUUUCGGGUCCGAGUCGAUCGCUACAAAGUUGAACGAAGCUACCAGACAGAGUUCGGAAGUACUUUCGAAAUUCAAGGAGAGCGAAGAUAAGGAAGGUAUGAAGAGUUGGCAAAAGGAAAGGAUGGGUAAGAUGGGUAAGAUGUUGGCGAAAUGGGAAGAGCAAUCAGGUAAGAGUAUGAAAGAAUGGGGUGAAAGUGGCAGUGGGAGUCAGAGUGGGGGUUCUUCAGAUUCAUCAGGAGGUCCUUCUGCUUCGUCUUCCCUCCCAGAUUCAAUAGAUAAAUCGGAUCUGUUCGAAAUUGAGUUGACGCGGUACAAUCUGCCGGAAUUACUGAGCUGCUACACCGAUCCAAAUAGACCUGGAAACUCUUCAGAAAUACAAUCAUUCCUAUAUAAAGGUCUACCCCCAAAUCAUCCCAAGGUUAAAAAGAUGUACGAACUUAUCAGUCAGACCGACCAGAGCCAGAAAAUCAAAUUACCUUCCCGGCUCGCCAAGACACUCAGCUCCGUCCAGACCAGAACAUCGCAUGAUCUAGAUUCGUUAGGUGGGGAUCAAAGUAAGAUAAAGUCUUGGAAACAUUUCCAAGAUCUGAAGAGUAAAGCAGCAUUACAUAAUUGGAAAUAUUCACACAAAGGUGAUGAUCGUACACCCCUUGGCAAGUCAACUACAUCAGUACCGGGUAUACAUCGUCGACCGAUAUCAGAUGCAACGCGGACAGCAGGACGUUCCGAUAAGUCGAGGAUCGAUCAGAUCGACCGGUUCGUAUCGGACAGUAACAGUACGGAUACGGUGGAUGACAAACAAUGGUGGAUCAUGGAUCAGUCAUUGAGGUCGAAAUAUGGGUAUGGAAAACAUGGGAUGAAAGUGGACAAGGAAGAUCAACUGAGAAGCAAGAGGAGUUGGAAUGGGAUAGAGUCAAGUGGAAAUUAUCUGGAUAACCUCAAUAAAACUUAUUGUACCGAUAGUAGUACAAAUAGUAGCCCUGGUGAUAGUGAUACCUCUACGGCUAGAACACCCUUGAUCUCCGCAUCGGCUUGA